UAUAGGCUGUGUUAAUAUAAAACUGAAUAAAUUUCAACAAAUCUUUGAAACUGUAUAACGCACACUGUUCAGAAACUUCCAAAAGCAAAUCUUGCUAAAUUUCUGUAGAGUAAUAACCAUACCUCUGCUUUGAUAUGGAUAUGAAUGUUGGACAUUACUGAAAGAAUGAAUGAGAUGAAUAAAGGUGCAGACAUGCAUUUCCUCAAAACAGUUUCAGGGCACAAAAUUUGGAUCAUAAACACAAUAAACAUACUAGAGAUCAACAGAGAAUAAAUAUAGUACUGAAAUGUUGUAUUAAACUCUCAAAAAGAAAAAUUGCUGGAACAUUUGAAAAGAAUGUGUGAAGACUGAGUCCUGAAGCUGAUCUAUUAGGAUGAACCAAUGAACAUACGAUCUCAGGGAUGUUUUAAGACAAUACGGAAUGAUGAUGAUGAUGAUGAUGAUGACAACCUUUUAGUCUAUGGGCUAAUGCCUGUGGUUAUGGCCUUCUAAAAUACCUACUUUCUGUCUCCCGUGACAAAGGAGAGGAAGUCCGUUUUUGAGGUGGAGACAUACGAGACACUCCACUGCUGCAAAUGAUAGAACAAUGGUCAGUGGAGCAAACUUAUGGCUUAACUUGGCUACAAGAACAGUGGUGAGUGGAGUCUAGCAUUCCAGCACCCAAAGCUUUCAUUUUAUCAGGUGAGAAAAAGGACAGGCAAAUAUAAACUUUCCCAUUUGUUAACACUCCAUGCCAUGGCAUUGAGAUAUGUAGGAACAUGGAAGUAAGUCUCCACACAUUCUAUAUGCUGGCACUCUUAUAGAGGUGAGUUAUCAGCUUUGUGUUCUGGCUGCUUUUCCGCAGGGAAAUGGCACCUAUAGCGAUUAGACAGGAGCCUUGGUAGGUUUCAGAGCCAGUUUUGAGUAUUCUGACAUGGAGAAAAUUUCCCGUCUGUGCUGUGAAUCUGCCUCCAUACAUUCUAAACUCAAGCACUUCAUGGAGGUGAGUGAUAUCUUUAUGUUCUGGCUAAUUUAUCUCCUGAGAUGUAGCACCUAUAGCUGCUGGACAGGAAUCUGGGUGGGUGCUAGAACUAGUUUGAAUGUGGUGACAUGGAGAAAAUCUCCUGUCCCUCCAAAGAGACUAUGUACCUUUUUUUUUUCUAUGCAUAUUUAUCUCUAUGCUAGGACAGCCAUUGGUGAUCAUUUUGUGGAAUAGAAAAUUGAAAUACAUCUGCAGUAUAGUGUAUUAAAAAGGAAUGUGGUAAGUUAUCCCUAUAACAGGUCAUGGAGACCCAUAAGGUUGUGAGGUGUUGAGGCUCCUAAAUUUUCUAGACUGUUGGCUCACAUAUGGUGGCUAGGUUGUCAGUUUUAUGUACCAGCCAGCCUUUACCCCCAGGAAGAUCCCCGGUACUCACUCCUUACGUCUUCAUGGGGUAAUGCUUAACUAGUUAAUUAAACACAGAGACAACUCCACAUUUUACUCGUUAUCCUAUAUAUUGUAUUACAUAGUGUUUUUGUAGGCAAUUUUACGACGCUGUUAGUAGCGUUGUAUUGUAGGACGAUUCAUAAAUUUGGCGGGAAUUAGAGAGAAAUUGUCAUUGCCUAAUAGUGGUGCUACCCUUGCGGGGGGAGGGGUUAACCAAGAAAACCCUCAAUCAGGCUGACCAACGUCCCGGCAGAGAUUCGAACCAAAUAUUUCCAGAAUACAAGCCAAUACUUGACACUAUAUUUUGCAUUUAGUCUUCCCCAGAACCGCGUUUACAAAUUAUUGUUUCCAUAUAAACCUUCCGAAUUUGACUUCUGUGGACACAUACAGUACAAUUUUCACAACUUAUUUCACAACCAUAAUCAGGAUGCAGGCAUUAGCACAUCGAGACUAAUUUUCUCGCAGUGUCCAAACAGCGGAUGAAGUCUCUAGAAGGCAGCGACAGUGAACUAUGUUCCAAGGUCGUGUGUUGAUUCGAAGGUUGUUAUGCUAUGAUGUAACGUUGUAUGAAAGUAUUCAAUUUUCUUCAGCGCCAUGGAAAGUGCAACGGAGAUGUAUGUCUCGAGAAUCCUUAUCAGAGGCGUAUGUCAGAACAAAACAAAAAUGCGAAUCAAAGAAACUUCCACCUGAUGUCAAUAAGAGAGCUGUUUUUGCUUGCAAUGAACUAGAUCUGAAAGAAGUCAAUGUGUAUGGAUUUGACUAUGACUACACAUUAGCACAUUAUAAACCAUCCAUGGAUUUCCUUCUUUAUAAUCUAGGAAGAGACACACUCAUUCAGAAGCAUAAGUAUCCUGCAGGCAUUGCUGAGCUGGAAUACAAGCCUGGGUUUGCAGUCCGUGGUCUUCAUUAUGAUGUUGAGAAAGGACUGCUGCUCAAGAUUGACUCAUUUUUACAAAUCCAACUGGGUACUGUGUAUCGUGGCUUGUCCCCUGUUUCUGAUGAGGAAGUGUUGAGGUUGUAUAAGAAUCGUGUCAUCCCAAUAGCCUACGUUGAGUCACAGGUGAAAAAUGUGAGAGGGCAACGGUUGCAUGAUGUGAAGAUAAAAAUGGUGCAGUUAGCCGAUCUAUUCUCGGUGCCCGAGAUGAGCCUACUGUGUAAUGUCGCUGAAUACUUUGAACGCAACCACAUUGACUACCAUCCUGAAAUUCUCUUUCGUGAUGUGAAGAGCUCAGUACAGAAUGGGCAUCCAGUAAUGCAUGAAAUUGUGGAGCAGAAUGUGUCAGAAUAUUUGGAGCAAAACAAGGACAUCCGCAAAUUCUUUGACCGUCUAGUGGCUGCAAGCAAGAAACUCUUCCUAGUCACCAAUAGUCCAUACCGAUUUGUGAACAAAGGAAUGGAGUUGCUAGUAGGAAAUGACUGGAUGCGGUAUUUUGAUGUGGUGAUUGUCCAAGCUCGCAAGCCGAAGUUCUUCACAGAUGAGUCCAGACCAUUUCGAAUCUAUGACUGUGAAAGUCGGACACGGCUCUGGGAUCGUGUUACAAGUUUGGAGAAAGGAAAGGUCUACUAUGAGGGUACAGUGAAACAGCUUCAGGACAUGACAGGAUGGAGGGGAGAGCAGGUUCUCUACUUUGGUGAUCAUCCAUACAGUGAUCUGGCAGAUGUGACUCUGGAACAUGGUUGGCGGACUGGAGCUAUCAUCAACGAACUCACACACGAGAUUGAGACGCUGAAUGAUCCAGAGUUCAAGAUGAACUGCAACUGGCUGCAGAUGUUGACACAACUGAUUGAGGAUUUUCAAGAUUGUGAGUCCGCUGAGGAUAAGGAAGUUGUGGCAAAAUGGAUGGCUGAGAGAGAUGAUCUUCGGCAGAAGAUCAAGUGUGUUUUCAACAAACAAUUUGGCAGCGUCUUCCGAACUUACCAUAACCCUACAUAUUUUUCUCGACGACUUUUCAGAUUUGCUGAUAUUUACACAUCAUGUGUUACCAAUUUACUCAAUUAUUCAGUCAAUCAUACUUUCUAUCCUAGGCGUGGUGUAAUGCCUCAUGAAUAUACUUCCUACUUUGUAUGAAUCCUGAAUGAUUUAUGAAGAAAUUGAGAUUCUUUCAAACAACACCUGCUUACUAUUGUUCUUGUCAGACCAUAAUUAUUGUCCUGAAACUUGCAUGAUGCUGAGCAUACAUAUCAACAUAAUCAAGAUUUUUAAUUUAUAAUUCUUUAGAGGCUAACCAUAAAUUAAAUCAUUUCUCUUUUUUGAAUGAUUUAUUGUUUUGCCUCCAGUUUGACAGGACAACAAUAUUAGAUUACAUUUUCCGUCACUUAGGAAUUUAAUAGACGAGAAAAAGAGAUAACAUGUUCAGCCCAAUUUAGAAAUCCUGACUUGUAAUGUUUUUUGUUCCAUUCUUUGUGUUGUACAUACCAGGGAAUAUAAUAGUUACAAAUAUAGUAAUUUGUGCCAUUGUAGGUUUAUGCUAUUUGUUGUUUUAUUUAUAUUUCACAAUUUUGUUCCAAUUUUUAUAAUUUGAUAGAAAGAUUAUUUGAUAUAUUUUCAGAAAUCUUUAUAAAAUAAGACUCUUAAAUAUAUCAUUUGAAAGACUACAAAUGAGAAGUUAAUCUUUGAAUGUACAAAUAUGAUCUUUAAAUCUCUGUUUAUGACUUACUUACUCAUUUCAGCAAAAUUGUGGGCCAAUUUGUUGCCAGCUAUGCUUAUGUUUUGUGAAAAUAUGAAUUACAGUGACUUAGUCAUCGGACUCAUAUGUCAAGUCAUUACCAUGUAUGACUUUUAUUUAGCUAAACUUGAAUCUGUCUUUCUGCAAAACCAUUUGUCAACCAUUGACAUGUAUAGUUAAAGUUUCUUUGAGGAGCAGUGGUUUUGAAUACUAAAUUGAAGGAAACCUUAAAUGGGGAAAAUUUUUUACUAGAAGAUUAUGGAUGUAGACUCAUUGAAGUUGAACAUUAAAAGAGGAAAAGUCUUAAACAAACGAAAAUUAAGUAGACAUUUAACUGUGUGGUUUAAUAUUUUGUGAGAACCUAAAUAUUUCUUUAUGACAUUCAAAAUUGUAUAUCCUAUUACCAUUUGUUGUUUUAUUUUUGUAUAACUACAGUAAUCUUGUCAGCAAAUUUAUUGUUUAUUUUGAGGGAAGGUCUCGGGUUCAAGUCCUGAUGAGGUCAUUGGAGUU
This is a messenger RNA of Cryptotermes secundus, 4581 nucleotides long. It is a transcript of the gene Nt5c, whose product is annotated as 5'-nucleotidase domain-containing protein 3. The record is from RefSeq and is a predicted model, not a curated record. The transcript is spliced from 10 exons. Gene Ontology annotation, molecular function: 5'-nucleotidase activity. Lineage: Eukaryota; Metazoa; Arthropoda; Insecta; Blattodea; Kalotermitidae. Bases 1917 to 3473 code for a protein of 518 amino acids.